Molecule: messenger RNA, 950 nt
Organism: Lactuca virosa
Lineage: Eukaryota; Viridiplantae; Streptophyta; Magnoliopsida; Asterales; Asteraceae
Source: the annotation of a GenBank genome assembly
CUUUCUGGAAGAAUCGACACCUCUCUUCAAGCUUCUCAUUUCUCCACCUAUAUAUACGUAUGUAUAUCACCGGACCUGCUUUGCUUCACAACUCAACAAAUCAAGUGACUUGACAGUUAAAGUCGUCAUCCAGUAAAGAAUCUAAACCUAGACAAUAGUCAUCAAUUGUUAUCGGAGAAAUGGCAGCUUCACUCGCUGUUAAGAGGGGCACCAUUGGCGUUGCAACCGUGCUUAACAAGCUAUUGAAUCCACUCCGAUCUGUUUUUGCUGUUCCUUCCGUCCAACGGUGCUUCAACACUAAUUCGUCCCAGAUGACAGCCUAUGACGAUGACAAUCGCGGUGUCGAUGUCGAUCGCCGCGCCGAUACAACUGUCUCUCGCCGCCGUGAUAAUGAUCUAUUUUCCGACCUAUUCGAUCCGUUUUCUCCACCGAGAAGCCUAAGCCAGAUCUUCAACAUGAUGGAUCAGUUCAUGGGGAAUCCGCUUAUGUCGAGCUCUCGAGGAGGAGGAUUCGGUACGAGACGGGGAUGGGACGCAAAGGAAGACAACGAUUCUCUCAACUUUCGGUUCGACAUGCCAGGUAUAGACAAAGACAACGUUAAGAUCUCUGUGGAGCAGAACACUCUGGUGAUUCGUGCAGAGGCGGAGAAGGAAACGGAGGAUGAGGAGGAGCCGCCGCGGAGGUACUCUAGCAGGAUUGAUCUGCCGCUAAACGCAUACAAGGUUGAUGAAAUAAAGGCGGAGCUGAAGAACGGUGUGCUGAAAAUUAGGGUUCCGAAAGUGAAGGAAGAGGAGAGGAAAGAUGUGAGGCAGAUUCAGGUGGAGUGAAUAGUGAUGGUGUGGAUAUGUUGAGACUUCUACUUUUGUUUUUUGUUUAUGUGAUGAUGAUGUGUCCGUUUUCUAGUGAUAUAUGGAGUGAAAAAAUAAUAAUAUAGUUUUCAAUGGGAAUUC